Molecule: messenger RNA, 2343 nt
Organism: Arabis nemorensis
Lineage: Eukaryota; Viridiplantae; Streptophyta; Magnoliopsida; Brassicales; Brassicaceae
Source: the annotation of a GenBank genome assembly
AUGGGGAACUUCGCCAUCAUCUGCAUAUUCUUGGCUCCUGCCUUUUUUCCUCACGCAACAUCCACUACAAUUACCUCGGUCUCCUCCGUGAGGUUGUCCCUAGACAAUGGGACGAUUACGUCUCCCGCUAACAUUUUCGUAUUCGGAAUCUUCCAAGGGCAAAAAGUAUUAUCCGAAAGUCCCACACCAAAUUCUCCGCAGCCAAGUUACUUGGGAAUUUGGUAUCAGCGGUUCCCCAAACAAAUCGUAUGGGUCGCAAACAGGGACAAGCCAUUCUACAAGUAUACUGGAACCAUGAAGAUCUCCAACAGCGACCUCAUAUUCGUCGAUGACUCCAAUGCUACUAUGUGGGAGGAGGAAGGUUUUUCCAGUAGUGGAUCCUUGGAGGCAGAGCUCCUCGAUAGCGGAAAUUUCGUUAUAAGAGAGUCAAACACUGGUCGUAUUGCCUGGCAGAGUUUCGAUACUCCUACCGAUACAUCAUUGCCGGGUAUGAAUAUGGAACCGGGAGCGUUCACAUUAGUUUCUUGGAAGUUUCCUUCUGAUCCGUCAAGCGGAGAUCACAGAUACAACACGUACAUCGAUCGGAAGCUUGUGGAGGGCAUUGGUGUUUGGCAGGAGCAUUUACACUACCGUCAUGUAAGAGAAAACAGAGAAUAUGCCACUCGAGCUUUGCGACAGACCACGAACGCGAGCUACUACGCCGCUUUGAGGUUGAUGGACGAUGGGACACUCAGGUUGUUGGUUUGGACAUCCACAGACCAAGUAUUUAAGUCUCCAUGGGAACUACCAUUCGACGCCUGCGAUUAUUUCAAUGUAUGCGGCUCAAAUAAGUAUUGUCAGAUGAACCCUGAUAAGGUUUGUAAGUGUCUUCAAGGGUUUCAAGAGAGUGAUCAUCUACGGCAGUUGAAAACACAAGCGUGUGUAAGGAUAUCAAACAUGAGUUGCCUCGAAUAUGAGUUUCAGAAGAUGAGUAAAACGAAGCUUCCGAGUCUUACUGAUGAUGACACAACUGUCGAAAUGGUUGUUGGCUUGGACGAGUGUAAGAAGAAAUGCAUCAACAAUUGUACCUGUACAGCGUUUGCAACAGUAAACACGGACAUGCCUAAUUGGAGCAUGGCUUGUGUCUUGUGGUCAGGGCUCUUACAAGACGUUCGUACUUACAACAACACCAACAAGGAGGAGGGUCACGAUCUCUUUGUCAAAUUGCCUCACUCAUCAAAAAAAAAACAACAAGAAAGAAGCCAUAAUUAUUGGUUUUGCGGUUGGAGGCGGCAACUUUUUGAUAAUCAUUGGAUUGAUCUAUCUUUGUUGGGGAAAAAUCAAACUAAUCGUGCAAUAUUUGAGGAUCAUCAAGAGAUCAACCAAACUCAACCAGUACUUAUAUCUGAGGAUAUUAGAUGUACCGUGAUGAACUUCGAAGAUAUUGCCACCGCAACUAACCUAUUUGAUGAGUCUAAUAAACUCGGAGCCGGAGGUUUUGGGAUCGUAUACAAGGGAAGAUUGAUGGAUGGACAAGAGAUCGCCGUAAAAAAAUUGACUAACUUGUCUCGGAAUGCAAUAGAAGGGUUCGAGAACGAGGUGAGGCUUAUUGGUGUCAUCCAACAUGUAAACCUAGUCCGACUGCUCGGAUACGUAUAUAUCAACCACACAACACGAAGCUAUAUCCUUACAUGGGAAAUGAGAUUCGACAUUAUCAAUGGGAUUGUUCGAGGGCUGGUAUAUCUUCACCAAGAUUCGCGGUUCAAGAUCAUUCAUUUGGAUAUAAAACCCAACAACAUACUUCUCGGGAAAGACAUGGUCCCGAAGAUCUCAGAUUUUGGAAUGGCCAAGACUCUUGAAGGUGAUGCGACCCAAGGCCACGUGACGUCUGCGGCUGGAACAAGGGGUUACAUGUCACCGGAAUACACGAUGAACUUGGUAUACUCGGCAAAAUCGGAUGUUUUCAGCUUUGGAGUCAUGCUUCUAGAGAUUAUCAGCGGCAAGAAGAACAGAGAAAUCUCUAGUCUGAACAACGGAGAGACUCUACAAAGCUACAUAUGGAGCAUUUGGAGCCAAGGAAACGGGUUAGAGAUGGUGGACCCGGUCUUCAGAUAUACAUCAUUUCCAUCGGAACAAGUUCUAAGGUGCAUACAGAUUGGGCUUUUGUGUGUUCAACAACUUGCCGAGGACAGACCAACCAUGUCAUCGGUGGCUUUGAUGCUCGGGAGCCAGACAGAAGCCAUUCCUCAACCCAAAAACCCGAAUGAGAUUCCUUCUUUAUCGUCGUCGAGAGGAGAGACGACACAAGGUGAUUCAUCCUACACGGUGAAUCAAAGAACCAUGUCGGUUUUGGAGGGUCGGUAA